Debaryomyces fabryi is the source of this 672-nucleotide messenger RNA. RefSeq lists its product as uncharacterized. Lineage: Eukaryota; Fungi; Ascomycota; Pichiomycetes; Serinales; Debaryomycetaceae. Gene Ontology annotation, biological process: spermine transport; transmembrane transport; spermidine transport. Gene Ontology annotation, molecular function: spermine transmembrane transporter activity; spermidine transmembrane transporter activity. The transcript has a single exon. The record is from RefSeq and is a predicted model, not a curated record. The coding region runs from base 1 to 672 and encodes 223 amino acids.
AUGGACUUAGGCGUUUCAGGAUUACCCUUUAUUGGUUCAGGUGUCGGAUUACUUAUAGGUGUCACUUUCUUCGUCUUAAUGGACAAAUUUGUCUAUAAUCCUAGGAACCAAGAUGGUACUCGGGGAAAACGAGAUGAAAAUGGGAAGUUGAUUCUUUCAGCUCCUGAAACUAAACUACUACCAGCUAAAGUUGGAGCAUUUUGCCUUCCUAUAUCUCUUUUCUGGUUAGGCUGGACAGGGAGAACUGGUUCUAUCCACUGGAUGGCUCCCACCGCUGCUGGGAUCCCUUUUGGGUUUGGCAUGAUAACCAUUUUCAUUUCGGUAAUCUUUUACUUCUCUAUGGCGUUCCCUCCUAUUUCUGUUGCUUCCGCGAUUGCUGCAAAUAACCUAUUGCGAUAUAUAAUGGCCUCCGUCUUUCCACUAUCCGUCACCCAAAUGUACCACCGGCUUAACAUCGGCUGGGCUUCAUCCUUAUUUGGCUUUGUUGCGUUAGUAAUGGUUCCUGUUCCUUUUCUCUUCGAAAAAUAUGGUGCCAGGUUGAGAGCUCAGUCCAAAUAUGGAUAUGCUGCACAGUCGGCCAAAUUAGCUCCAACUAAUCGACUGCUCCAAUCUGAGCACGAAAAAAAUGAAACCCUGGACUCAUAUGAGGAUGAUGUUGCGAACCAAGUCUAG